Messenger RNA from Sciurus carolinensis (gray squirrel), 2312 nucleotides. It is a transcript of the gene Gjb6, whose product is annotated as gap junction protein beta 6. Gene Ontology annotation, biological process: cell communication. The coding region runs from base 805 to 1590 and encodes 261 amino acids. The record is from RefSeq and is a predicted model, not a curated record. NCBI's taxonomy places the organism in Eukaryota, Metazoa, Chordata, Mammalia, Rodentia, Sciuridae. Gene Ontology annotation, cellular component: connexin complex. The transcript is spliced from 4 exons.
GAGCUCCGCCCUGCCCCCGACCAGACACUGCAGGGUUCAGCCCUGCGCGCGGGAGCGGCAGCCUGGGGUCCCCGACCCCCACACCUCCGAGAAAAGGGUCCUCCCUGCCCUCCUCGCCCCGUGUCCCUGCCCCAGAGAUAGGGUCCUACCUGCGCCCCACAUCCCUGUACCUCGGAGAGAGGACCCCGCCCCGCGCCCCCUGCCCCAGAAGGAGGGGCCCACCCUGCGCCCAGGGGCGGGUGCGCGUCUGGUGACCGCGCUCUCGCCUCCCGCAGCCCGCGCGAGCCGCGUCAGGGCAGAGGCGGGGUGGGGCGCGGUUAAAAGGCGCUGCAGGUGGAAACGGGGCCUUCACCCCAGCCAGGCCGACAGCCCGACUCCCACUCGGUCACCCGCCGGAGAGCGGCGGCUCCAAAGCCGACCUGCCCGCCCCGCUGGAGCGGAGGGCGGCGCCCCGAGCCCAGAGUUCGGGUCCUGGCCAGCAGGUGACAUCCUUACUGACAUCCAGAAAUCAAAGGAAGUUUUUAUUUGUAUCUUCACUGUGCACAGCUGACUUCCACGCAAUCAGGUGGUGGAGGAGAAGAAAGUCUGAAGCCCUUGAGGAGGGACCUUGCCCUCAUUUCUUCAAGCCCGACUCGCUGGCAGUCCUUAGCAGUAAGGCUCAGGGACAAGAAAGUCUAAGACCAGAGAGCAGAAGGACACUGGUGACUCCAUCAUACCUCAACAGUGGAAAAAUUGCCUGAGUGCAUUCUUCUGAGCAGGUGUCUUCCCUUUUCCAAGGAUUCUCAAAGGGAAUAAAACGGCACAAUGGAUUGGGGGACCCUGCACACUUUCAUUGGGGGUGUGAACAAACACUCCACCAGCAUUGGGAAGGUGUGGAUCACAGUCAUCUUCAUUUUCCGAGUCAUGAUCCUUGUGGUGGCCGCCCAGGAAGUGUGGGGUGAUGAACAGGAAGACUUUGUCUGCAACACUCUGCAACCGGGAUGCAAGAACGUGUGCUACGACCACUUCUUCCCCAUCUCCCACAUCCGCCUGUGGGCCUUGCAACUGAUCUUCGUGUCCACACCAGCACUGCUGGUGGCCAUGCAUGUGGCAUACUAUAGACAUGAAACUGCCCGAAAGUUCAGGCGAGGAGAAAAGAGAAAUGAAUUCAAAGACCUAGAGGACAUUAAAAAGCAGAAAGUUCGAAUAGAGGGGUCCCUGUGGUGGACAUACACUGGCAGCAUCUUCUUCCGAAUCAUCUUUGAAGCUGCCUUUAUGUAUGUGUUUUACUUCCUCUAUAAUGGGUACCACUUGCCCUGGGUGCUAAAGUGUGGGAUUGAGCCCUGCCCCAAUCUUGUUGACUGCUUUAUUUCCAGACCAACUGAGAAAACGGUGUUUACGAUUUUUAUGAUUUCUGCAUCUGUGAUUUGCAUGCUGCUCAAUGUGGCUGAGCUAUGUUAUCUGCUGCUGAAAGUGUGUUUUAGGAGAUCCAAAAUAACCCAGACCCAAAGAAAUCACCCCAACCAUGCCAUAAAGGAGAGUAAACAAAAUGAAAUGAAUGAACUAAUUUCAGAUAGUGGUCAAAAUGCAAUCACAGGUUUUCCAAGUUAAGCAUUUCAAGACAAAAUGUUGUCACAUCCUAACAUUUGUCUUCUCCAGGAGAAGACAACCUGAAAAUCCUCUCUCUAAGCUGAAGAGUUUGUCUUUAUAAAUGACCUUCAUAAUAAAUAGAUACUUGAGUUCACUUUUUGUAGAAUACUUGUGCCAUUCACAUGUGACAUAAUCAAAUACACAGUCCAUCUCUGUGUUUGAAAACAAAACACUGGUUGAUUACUGAGCCUUGAAGUCAUUUUAACAAGUUCAUUUUAUGUGGACCAUCCAACCUAGUAGGUUUUCCUGAAAAUUUAUAUUUCUGUUGUUGUUAAGGAGCAUUUUUCUAGAAAUUGAUACUUUUAUUAGUAAAAGAUAUUUUUAUAGGAUUGAAUGUUUUAGUUCUGACUUUGAAUUUAUAUAAAGUAUUUUUAUAAUGACCAGCCUUCUUUACCUGGAAAAACAUACGUUAGUUUUAGAACUAUUACCACAAGUAUCUAAAUUUUGAAUUUGCAAAGGGUCUGUCUUGUAAAUAUUGUUUUGCAUUGUCUAUGGAGAAAUUUAUGAGCUGUCAUGAUACUCUCAAGGUGGAAAGUGUUCUUUGUACAAUAUAUUUUUACUGCUUUUUGAAUGUAGAUGGAGCUGUGCGGAAGUGGGAUGCUUUUUAAAACUAGCCUGUUUGCCAAUCAUUUAUAAUGAUCACAUCAUAAAUGUGAUCAGCUCAAUAAAGUUCUGCACCAUUG